This is a messenger RNA of Egretta garzetta (little egret), 3375 nucleotides long. It is a transcript of the gene NAXD, whose product is annotated as NAD(P)HX dehydratase. NCBI's taxonomy places the organism in Eukaryota, Metazoa, Chordata, Aves, Pelecaniformes, Ardeidae. The transcript is spliced from 10 exons. The record is from RefSeq and is a predicted model, not a curated record. Bases 7 to 1311 code for a protein of 434 amino acids. Gene Ontology annotation, biological process: metabolite repair. Gene Ontology annotation, molecular function: ATP-dependent NAD(P)H-hydrate dehydratase activity.
AAAGAAAUGAAUGCUCCAACUAUUACCCCACCUCUCAGUCAGCCCAAAAGAUCAAAAAAACGCCAUGCAAAUUUAACGUUGGAUAAAAUGAUGGAAAAAUUCCUGCAGCAGAGUGUGGAUACAGAAGAGAAAUUUUACAGAUAUGAAGAGCAGAGGCUCAAAAUUGAGGACAAGCGUCGGGAAGCUGAGCAUGCUCGAGAGCUCCAGAUGUUACAGAUGUUGGGACAGAUGUUGGCAGGAAUUUCUUCUACAGUAUCACAAAGGUCACAAUCUAUACCAGCGAGUCCACCUCAGAGAGCGAACCAUCGUUCAUAUGGGGAUAACUUUAAUUAUAAUGCUAUGACAGCAGCACUUUCUCCACCGAUAGUUAUAGAAAGAUCUUUUUCACUGCACAGAACACACUCUCUAAAGGAUAUGGAGAAUAUUUUUCAACUGGUGCGCAACGUUAUCCCUCCUCUAACAGGGAAAAGGCAUAAAGGUCAAGAUGGGCGUAUAGGCAUUGUUGGAGGAUGUCAAGAAUACACUGGAGCACCAUAUUUUGCUGCAAUUACAGCUCUCAAAGUGGGUGCAGAUUUAUCCCAUGUGUUUUGUACCAAAGAUGCAGCAACAGUAAUCAAAUCGUAUAGUCCAGAGCUGAUUGUUCAUCCAGUUCUUGAUAGUCCCAAUGCUGUCCAUGAGGUGGAAAAGUGGUUACCACGACUGCACUCAGUUGUCAUAGGACCUGGCUUAGGUAGAGAUGAAGUUCUACUUGAGAAUGCUAAGGGCAUUAUAGAAAAAUCGAAAGUCAAAGGAAUUCCUAUCAUUAUUGAUGCUGAUGGACUGUGGCUCAUUUCCCAGCAGCCUUCUCUUAUUCAAGGCUACCAGCGAGCUAUUCUUACCCCAAACUAUAUGGAGUUUAGUAGACUGUAUGAAGCCAUGCUUAGAGACCCCGUAGACAGUAGUGAUCAUCAUGGAUGUGUAUUAAGACUCAGCCAAGCCAUGGGGAAUUUGACAGUUGUUCAAAAGGGAGAAAGAGAUCUUAUUUCAGAUGGAGAGAAAGUACUUGUGUGCAGUCACGAAGGAAGCAGCCGGAGAUGUGGUGGACAGGGGGACCUCCUUUCUGGUUCUCUUGGAGUCUUAGCGCACUGGGCAUUUCUUGCUGGAGCAGAAAAAACAAAUGGUCAAAAUCCCUUUCUAGUGGCUGCGGUUGGAGCUUGCUCUCUGACGAGGCAGUCUAACCACCAAGCCUUUCAAAAAUUCGGACGUUCAAUGACUGCCUCUGACAUGGUUUCAGAAGUUGGAACAGCUUUUAACAAACUUUUUGAAACCUGAACCCAAAGCAGCAGAGAAGAGAAGGAAGAACGAUGACUGCAAGAGUAAUUACCUUUACCGUAGAAUUUACAUAAGUAAUGCACCCUUUCAAGUGCUGUAGCAGCAUUGGUAUGCUAGGUAGAUCUUUUUUUUUUAUUUUUGAGAAUAGAAAAAUAUGAUUAAUGUAGAUAUUUUUUAAGAGUUUGGAAUACAAAAAAUGUUUUGGCUGAAAUAAGCUGUAGUUGCAGAUCUGUUAUAAUAUAAUAAAACUAAACUGAAAGUAUUCCUCUGUUCUUUUUGAUAGUUAUUGAGCAAUAACUGAAGUGUGAACAGCAAAAAAAAAUGCACUUGAUACUUAGAUGAAAUUCUUCCACCAGCUCAACUGAAUUUCUUGGACUGCACCAAGGUUGUCAUGUUUUCAUUCUUAGACCUUCUGUCUAGAAUUAGCUACUGCACUUCAUUUUUUUUUUGCCAUGCUAGUAUAUUAGGAAGCAAAAAGUAAGCCUCUUUGGAAAGGGAAGGCAUGAGCGUUGCUGUAGGUUUUUGAAUGUAAUUAGUUGCCUUUUCUCAUUCCCGGUCCCAGAGGCAGCGUUCAUUUCGACAAGCCACCCCUUCCUGCAGCGUCUUGGGGUGGGUUGGUUGGUUGUUUUUUUUUUUUCAAAAGGUUCCCCCCUGGCAGCACGAGGCUAUACUGUAGGUAUCUUAGCAUUGAACAGGAAUUGUGCUUACAUGAAAAAACAUUCCUGUUCCUUCAGCUGGCCUUGACUCUUCUGGAACUCGGUACGAUGAGCUUGGUGAAAUUACCAUUUGGAGAGGUACCAGGUGGGGUCAGAAACUUACUUAGCAGAUGCCUAACAGAGCCGGUUGGACUCUCAGUGAUCACAGAAGAGCGAAGUGCUUUUAAAACUCGGGUUGCCUGCCGAGUUAGAGCUCGGAGAAGAGGGGCAUACAGAUGGGUGGUGCCAAGCUAAGCUGUUAGCCAGAAGGAACAGGAGCUGAGGGAACAGAAGGUGGCCGGCAGCUCAUACAGGUGCCCUCUUAGCCUUGUGCCGGCAGCCGUGUGCUGCCAUCACAGGCAGGAGUAGAAACCUGGUGCUCGGCGGUUGAGCUCUGAGCGCAGCACCUGGGCUGGGGGGCUUUUUUUCUCUGUCCUUGGCAAGGGAGACUGUUAGGGCUGUGCCCGCCCGGCUCGCUGGCAGGGCAGGUGACUGUGGUCGGUAAAAAGGGGAAGCUGCGUGGGAAUAUUUGCACAGUAAAUUUUUGGAAACUCAGUCAAAGCUUGUAGGGAUUGAAGGGGUAGGGAGAGAGGGGCAAGUUCAUGCCACGUACAAGUGGGUACUGCCCUUAAACCUACAGCGUAGCUCCACGUGUAUCUAAAGUAGAAUGUGUCCAGAGUAUGGCUAUAGAUGUUGAUGCGUUCACCGUGGCCGCUCUUGCCCGGUGACCUAGCGCUAGGUUGGACUAUGACGUCAUGCAUCCUCCUCAGAGCACGUUCUCGUACCUUGCAAUAGCUGCCCGCAGUCGGCUGCUCCCAGUAUUUCCCCCCAGCCCUGAUCAUUGAUACAUUUCUGGAUGCACUGUGACUACUACCUCACCCCGAUGCAUUUUUGGUUUUCUUUUUAAACCAGUUACCUAUUUUUAAAAGAGGUUUUUAAAUGUUUGCUCAUUAUGGUCUAUGAGGGUUCGCAGACUUUUUAAGAGUAGAGCAACGUUUCCUCAGGAGAGAUGGGGUUUUUUGUUUAAUUUAACCAGUUUCGUAAACUGUCUACAUCUUUGUGGAAACUGAGCUACUACUGCCUUUCCCCCUAAAACAAUGGGAGAAGCCAGACUCCUUUUAAAUCAAAUCAGAAAGUUAAAACUGAUUUUAAAACAGCUACUGGAUUUCCUUUAAAACAAGCAGGUUUUUUUGUAUUUAGCACAUCAGUGGUACUAUAAUCAAAGUGGCAUUUGUAGGCGAAGUCAAUCAGUUAACAGAGCUCAGAACAGAUUCCAACCAGCCGCGUUGGUUUUGAAUCUACACCGACGUUGUAACUCUGUUAUUCACCAAUGUAUACAAAUUGUUACAAUUUUUAAACAUUCUGGAAA